AAAGAGGACGUUGGAGUGUGAAGGAGGAAUGUGCUGUCAGGAGCCUGGGCUGGAUGCGGUUUGCCGUCGCAGGCAGUAGGCGACUGAGAUGGGCGUUCGUCUGGGCCGCCUGAGCGACACUCUGUGGCCGCCGCUGUUGCUGCUGCUGUUGCUCUGUGCCUUGCCCUGCUGUCAGGGCCGACCGUUCACCAUGGUCGAGCCCACCGUCAACGUGGCUGUGGUGUUCAGUGGCUCCGCCUACCAGCUGGAGAUAAAGGGCCGUCUGAGCCGGGAGAACUUUCUGGACCUGCCGAUGGAGGUCAACCCCAUCACCGUUCUGGUGAACAACACCAACCCCCGGGCACUGCUGACGCGCAUCUGUGACACCCUGGCAGCCAACAGGGUGCACGGCGUGGUGUUCGAGGACAACAUCGGCUCAGAGGCUGUAGCGCAGAUCCUGGACUUCAUCUCCACUCAAACGGCUGUGCCCAUUGUGGGCAUCAGCGGGGGAUCUGCAGUCGUCCUGCCACACAAGGGUGACGGCUCCACCUUUCUGCAACUGGGCUCUUCCAUUGAGCAGCAGAUCAAUGGCAUCUUCAAGGUGAUGGAGGAGUACAACUGGGACAGCUUUGUGGUGGUAACCAGCCAGUAUCCUGGCUACGAGGCCUUCGUGGACUACAUUCGCUCUUUCACAGACACUUCCUACUUCCUUUGGGAGCUGCAGGACGUCUUGACCUUUGACAUGUCGGCUGACGGCAUGAACGACCUCCGCGCUCGUCGGCUGCUGCAGCAGAUUGACGCUCAAGUGCUGCUGGUGUACUGCUCCCAUGACGAGGCCCAGUACCUCUUCAGCAUGGCUAAGGAGGUGGGCCUGCUAGGACCGGGUUAUAUCUGGAUCAUCCCCAGCCUGGCAGUGGGGAACCCCAACAUCCCCCCACCGGACAGCUUCCCUGUUGGACUUAUUAGCAUCAUUACUGACCGCUGGAAGAUGAGCCUGAGGAACAGGGUGAGAGAUGGAGUGGCGAUUGUGGUGAAAGGGGUGGAGAGCUUCCGCAAGCACAGAGGCUUUAUUCCUGAUGGACACACGGACUGCCAAACUCCGCUGCGGCCAGACACCAACGACACGCUUUUCAAGCAUAUGCUGAAUGUGUCAUGGGAGCACACAGACUUCUCAUUCAACAGCGACGGGUAUCUGGUCAACCCAUCUAUGAUUAUCAUCACACUGGACCGAGAGAGGCAAUGGGACAAGGUGGGAAGUUAUGAGUCGGGUAUUCUACAGAUGCGCUACCCGGUCUGGCCACGAUAUGGAACAUACAUGGAGCCGGUGUCUGACAACCGUCAUCUGACAGUGGCCACACUUGAAGAGAGACCAUUUGUGAUCGUAGAGGCUGUGGACCCCAUCACUGGCACCUGCCUCAGCAACACUGUGCCCUGUAGACGCCAGUCAAACAAAACUGAGACGAUCAUUGGACAUACAGAACCAUACACCAAACUGUGCUGUAAAGGUUUUUGUAUUGACAUCCUGAAGAAACUCUCCCGCAACAUCAAGUUCUCCUAUGACCUCUACCUUGUCACCAAUGGCAAACACGGCAAGCUUGUCCGAGGAGUAUGGAACGGCAUGAUUGGAGAGGUGGUCUACAAGAGAGCAGACAUGGCCAUUGGUUCUCUUACUAUAAACGAGGAGCGCUCUGAGAUCAUUGACUUUUCUGUGCCGUUUGUGGAAACAGGGAUUAGCGUAAUGGUGGCCAGAAGCAAUGGAACAGUCUCCCCCUCUGCCUUUUUGGAGCCCUACAGUCCUGCUGUGUGGGUGAUGAUGUUUGUGAUGUGUCUGACCGUGGUGGCAGUGACCGUGUUCGUAUUUGAGUACUUCAGUCCUGUAGGGUACAAUCGCAGCCUGGUCAGUGCCAAAGAUCCUGGUGGGCCAACCUUCACCAUUGGGAAGUCAGUGUGGCUGCUGUGGGGGAUUGUCUUCAACAAUUCCGUCCCCAUUGAGAACCCAAAGGGCACCACCAGUAAAAUCAUGGUACUGGUGUGGGCUUUCUUUGCUGUCAUCUUCCUGGCCAGCUACACAGCUAACCUGGCAGCAUUCAUGAUCCAGGAGCAAUACAUUGACACAGUUUCUGGACUAAGCGACAAAAAGUUCCAGAAGCCACAGGAGCAGUAUCCACCAUUUAGGUUUGGUACAGUGCCUAAUGGCAGCACGGAGCGAAAUAUAAGGAGCAACUACCCUGAGAUGCAUUCACACAUGGUGAAAUAUAACCAGAAAGGUGUGGAGGACGCCCUUAACAGCCUCAAAACAGGAAAGCUUGAUGCCUUCAUCUACGAUGCAGCUGUGCUGAACUACAUGGCUGGUAAAGACGAGGGCUGUAAGUUGGUGACCAUCGGCAGUGGCAAGGUUUUUGCUACGACGGGCUACGGCAUUGCCUUACAGAAGGGCUCACGCUGGAAACGUCCAAUUGAUCUUGCUCUUCUUCAGUUCCUUGCAGAUGGCGACACUGCAAAGCUGCAGACAGUGUGGCUAACAGGGAUUUGCCGCAAUGAGAAGAAAGAAGUGAUGAGCUCCAAGCUGGACAUUGACAACAUGGCAGGAGUGUUCUACAUGCUGCUAGUGGCCAUGGGCCUUAGCCUGUUGGUCUUCGCUUGGGAGCACCUGCUCUACUGGAAGUUACGCCACUCUGUACACAAGUCUGAACGCCUGGACUUCUUACUGGCCAUCAGCAGAGGCAUCUACAGCUGCUUCAAUGGCGUGGAAGAUACAGACCACAAUGGAAAUAUGCAGAGUCCAGAUGUCACCACCAAUUACACCCAGGCCAACAUGCUAAAGAUGCUUAAGACAGCCAAGGACAUUGUGUCCUCUGCCAGAGUGGAGAACUCCUUAGACAAUGCUACUAAGACCAUUGAGAAUUUGAGUCGCCGAGGUCCAGAUGCUACUAAACCUUGCCUUCCAACCCGCUUGAUAAGCACAGAUUCUAGUCAUGGCCGUUUGCCCUACAUCUCCAGUGUCACAGACAACCAUGCACCGUACCCUUACACUCCCACAUUCCCCUUGCAUUAUGGAGACAGCGGCACCCAGCCUUUGCUCGAGAAGCCUCGGGUUGUGACAAGGCCUACCCCUCUACGCUACACUCUACCUGCCCGGACCAGUCACCAUCAUAUAUACGAACGGACACUUCCUAUUUCUAGUCUAAGCAGUCCUCAUAUCGCUAUGAGGGACCCACCACCCCCCACAGCGCCAAAACCCCACCACAGCGGCAGGCUUUACAUGGACAGUCAGGCCUGUCAUCAAACAACCUCCCCCUUCCUUCCUUACCGUGAGUUCCACGUCCCUGACAUCUAUGUUGAACACCAGGAACCUUCUGAGAGCCGGAAACUGUAUGCUGAAGGUCUGGGUCGCAAAAAGAGGUCCCACAGCUAUGUGGCUCCAUCACCGGAAACUCGCCGCAGGAACGACUAUGAUGAACCGACGUCCUGCCUGGCUGAACUUAGAGCCAAUCACCUCCUGGAUAACCAUGCCCAUACCACACCUUGCAUGGGAAGCCACUACCAGAGGCCCAGUGGCAGCUGCAACUCCUGCAUGAAACCAUACCUGGAGCCAGAAAUGGAUGAUGUUCCUUUGCUGGGAAAAGAGAAGCUGAACCGUCGUGCCUCUUUCCUUAGGGCCACAUGGGGCGGUGACAGAAUCCGGCACCUAGAUGAAAAACCUUCAACUUCUGCCUCCUCCUCCAGUCGCGUCAACAUGCCUGACUUGUUCCCUCGUGUAGUGGUAGCUAAUCCCAAACCCUCAAAGAUGUAUUCUAGUGCUGGUAACAACCUCUGCUACAACAUGGCAGUUGAGCCAGCCUAUCUGGACCCAGCCCAUAUGGGCUCCUACCCGUACAAGCCUCAGAAGCUCAAAUACUCUCAGUCUACCCGCCUCCCUUCAUACCGGGAGGCAAUUCUGCAGAAUGCAGCUGCCCUGCGACGAUCUUCUUCCACAGUAGUGCACAGACAUUACUCCACCUACCUGAACUCAUAUACUGACCUACCAGUAUAUGUGGGUCCACUGGCGCAAGGACCUGCACACUUCUAUGAUCACUCCAAAGACAUGUGCCACCUGUUCCCUUGCGUCAACCACUGCCCGGAUGAUGCCGCCCUGCUACCCCGGUUAGGUGGCAGGCCUGUAAUGUACCAAAACACUGCUUUUGGAGGCUACGAGGGUGCUGGACGCUCACGCGAUGAGCCACCAUUGCAGCCACUGCACACUUUACCAGCUUCCUCUGGGAACAGGGACCGCAGGCAGGUUUUGGUGGCGCGAAGGGUGAAUAGUCCCUAUGUGCCAAAGCCCUGGGGCAGAGUGUCUAGCCUGGAGUCUGAGGUCUGAAGCCCUUCAUAUGGGUGUCUCGAGGCUCAGAGACUUGUCUCCCUAUGAACUUAGAGGCAGAGAUGCCUGGAACAGCCAAGCAGCCUUUGAAUCUUGCAAAAAUCUAAGCUGUGCUGAAGGUGGACUAGAAGUGAUAUUCUCAGUGCAAUAAUAUUUAGGGCAGCAGGGAUGGGAGAGAGGGCAUGACCAUGUGACUACUGCUGGGACAUCAGUAUACUUUAAAUGCUAAAGAAGUAAACACAAUAUUGAAUCAUUCUUAAUAUAUUAAAAUUGAGCUUAUCAAUUAUUUAAACAAGUUUUUAAAUGUCAUUACAUGAAUAGAGUCAGUCAUUCUCUACAGACAGACAGAUGGAUAGACAGACAACGUGCAAGGCAGCUUUAGACCACAAGGUUUAAAUUUAUCUUCAUGGAGCUUUUGUUCAUGGCCAAUCCACAUUCCACAAUUUUGAAGUCAGAACUACAAAGCACUGCAGAAUUUUAUAAAUCAACCACUCAAAAAUGUCUUCCAAAUUUUUUUAAGUCCAGGGUUUUAAGAGGGAUGUCUGUUUGAGGCUUUUUACUUGCUCCAAUGAUGUAACAUGGAUUUUAAGACUGCUGAACUUCCACUGAUUCCGUCGUCUGUAUUUCCACAAUUAUUUCGCUGUUUAAUAAACAAAUCGGUGGCUUCAAGAGCCUUUUGGAA
Molecule: messenger RNA, 5021 nt
Organism: Colossoma macropomum (tambaqui)
Lineage: Eukaryota; Metazoa; Chordata; Actinopteri; Characiformes; Serrasalmidae
Gene: grin2ca
Product: glutamate receptor, ionotropic, N-methyl D-aspartate 2Ca
Exons: 13
Coding region: 89-4339 (1416 amino acids)
Biological process (GO): excitatory postsynaptic potential; long-term synaptic potentiation; monoatomic ion transport
Cellular component (GO): postsynaptic density membrane; NMDA selective glutamate receptor complex; plasma membrane
Molecular function (GO): NMDA glutamate receptor activity; transmitter-gated monoatomic ion channel activity involved in regulation of postsynaptic membrane potential
Source: RefSeq, a predicted model, not a curated record